This is a messenger RNA of Trematosphaeria pertusa, 1279 nucleotides long. RefSeq lists its product as uncharacterized. The record is from RefSeq and is a predicted model, not a curated record. Lineage: Eukaryota; Fungi; Ascomycota; Dothideomycetes; Pleosporales; Trematosphaeriaceae. The transcript has a single exon. Bases 375 to 1031 code for a protein of 218 amino acids.
GAGAUCAGCGCCCAGCCUCACCAAUCAGACCGCGCCAAUCGCGCUUUCACGUGACCCCGUCAAUCAUCCGCCAAGCAAGGGUUGGCUGCCGUUCUUCCAUUGUUCACCCCUGAGUACUACGCGCGAGGUAAGAUUAUUGAAGGAAUGAGCCAGCGCACUCGCGCACCAAGUCAUAAUUAGGCUUUGUCUCGCUCCCUUCACACAAUGUUAUUCUCUUUCUCUACCUACCUCGUGAAGGCCUUCAUUAUUGUCACGGCGCUAGUUCGCCCAUAUAAAUUCUACAGUCGCUCUUUUUCCUCUUUCGUUCCCAGCAAAUCGAAGCAUUACAUACCCAGUCCUAGAUAGACUCAAUACCCCCACUAAUCAUCAACAACAUGGUCAAAUCAUCAAUCCUCCUCGGCUGUGCCCUCGGCCUUUUCGCCGCCGCACUACCCGUCGACGAGUGCAGCACCCCCAACACCAACUCGGGCGCCGCCACCACCUCUCUAACCGCGGACACCCUCAUCGCCAUCGACCCCAAGACCGCCUCCUGCGACGGCGCCACCUUCCCCGCCGAGUGCGCCGACGCCUCCCGCGCCGCGGCCUCCAUCAGCAAGUCCUUCGAAAAGUACAGCAUCGCCUCUCCCGGCGAGCAAGCCGCGCUCAUCGCCCUCAUGCUCUACGAAUCCGGCUCCUUCAAGUACAACAAGAACCACUACCCAGAGCCAGGCCGCCCGGGCCAGGGUACGCGCAACAUGCAGAUGCCGCAGUUCAACAUUGACUACGCGGCCAGCCUGUUUGGCAGCGCUGCUGUCCAAAGCGCCGGCUCGCUGGACGGCGUGCUCGAGCUCGUGAGCAAGGAUGAGGAGAGCUUUGGCAGCGCGGCGUGGUUCUUGAGCACUAAGUGCUCUGCGGAUGUUAGGACGGGCUUGGCGGACGCGACGCCGGAGGGCUGGGCUGCGUAUUUGACCCAGUGUAUUGGCACGACGGAUACGCCGGAUCGCGAUACUAUCUGGAAGGCUGCCGUGCAGGCUUUGGGGUCUGGGAACUAGAGCACGAGCGUCGUUGUUUGAUUUGAUACCUUUUCGCUGCGGUCUUAGUUCGCGGUUAGCAUUAUGCGUUCUUUUCUGGCUUUUUAGACGGCUGUGGAAAUGGCCUGGAGUUGUUGGUUUUGUUUUGUUUUUUUUUGUUUGGGACUUGCGUGGUCCUGUCGUCGCCUGGGUCCUUUCUUCUGGACUUUGGGUGACCUUAUAGAUUAUUUAUUGUUUGGGUUGCAAAUUCUGGUUCGUGCUUGGAGUCG